Molecule: messenger RNA, 871 nt
Organism: Monopterus albus (swamp eel)
Lineage: Eukaryota; Metazoa; Chordata; Actinopteri; Synbranchiformes; Synbranchidae
Product: glycosyltransferase family 92 protein F13G3.3-like
Exons: 4
Coding region: 16-804 (262 amino acids)
Cellular component (GO): cytoplasm
Molecular function (GO): glycosyltransferase activity
Source: RefSeq, a predicted model, not a curated record
AAAUCUUUGCUCUGAAUGUACUCUGCAGUGAAAAAGUCUUGUUUUGAUCUAAAAACCCUGGAGAUGUACAGGCUGCUGGGUGUGGACAGGGUGGUGAUCUACAACACCAGCUGUGGUCCAGAGCUCCACCGCCUGCUGCAGAGAUACACACAGGAGGGCUUUGUGGAGAUGGUUUCCUGGCCCAUUGACCAGCACCUAAAUCCAUCUCGCCGUUGGCUCUUCUCAAAGCACGGAGGGGACGUGCACUAUUUUGGCCAGCUGACCACGCUUAAUGACUGCAUUUACAGAUCCAUGGACCGAUCACGCUACAUCCUGUUGCACGACAUAGAUGAGAUAAUAAUGCCAUACCAACACAAUGACCUGAUGAGCCUGAUGAACAUGCUCCAACAGCAGCAUCCAGAUGCCGGGGUGUUCCUCAUAGAGAACCAUUUCUUUCCCAAAAAUCCAUUUGAGAAAAGUGCAAACAGGACGAUGCCUCAAUGGAGAGGGGUGCCAGGGUUUAAUAUUCUAGAACACAUCUACAGGAAGGAGCCUGACAGAACCAUAAACCACCCCUACAAGAUGAUAGUGAAGCCAAGGGCAGUGGAGCAGACCUCAGUACAUGAAGUCCUUAAGAUGUUUGGUCAAAAGUUCAAGGUUCCACCGGACAUCUGUUGCAUCAUUCACAGCCAAUUCGGUAACGUGGUUCAACAGCCACUGGAGCAGCUGCAUGUGGACACCCGACUGUGGGACUUCAAAGACAGAAUGUUGCCCAAUGUGAUCACGGUGCUGAGGAGAGCGGGGCUGCUGAAAUCAGAGGAGUAGAGCUGAUGGAAGGGACUGACAAACACUCAGAUACACAGGCACAACAGUGCAGUGGUUAAUGUGUGCU